AUGGGUCGUGGGAAGCGCAAGCAGCUUGAGUUGGCUGACAUCCAGGACGAAACUGAUAUCUAUGAUAGACUUGUUAUUAGACAAAAGCAAAAGACCAAGAGGCCCAAGCCAUUGGAGGAUCCAUAUGUUGAAAGAGAGCAAUCCCAAUUGCAUAAGAGACUCUUGAGAAUCGAGGGAAGAGGGGAAGAGAACGAUGAUGGACACCCAAAAAUCGAGGCCAAAAAUACCUCGAAGGAGGAUCUCCCUGCCGUGGUUGAAAGUAAAGAGUUGGUUGAGGAGAAACUGCUUCGUUCAAUUCCGGAUGUGCAAACUCGUUGCAAAUAUUUAUUAGACAGGUACAAGGAGUUAGAGCUAGACCUGUUAUUUGGAGAUUCACAAACAAACGAGGCGUUUAGGCUGUUCUUACAGAAAAUGGCCAUUGAUCCCUGGCAAGAAAGCGGUCUUCCUAAGAUACGUGAAGCUUUGUUUGUGAAGGUUAUGAAGGAUACCAUUGCAAAGAUCGACGCCAGGAAAAGCAUCCGAAGAAAGUUUGUGGAGACGUAUGGGGCAAGCGAUAAGGAUUGCAAAGUGUUAGAGAAAGAGUCACUUGAUUCCUCUGGCAUUAGCCGUAAGUCUACAAAGCUUAAUUUACCUCCUAUUCUAUUAGAGCUCUUUGACCUGUGA
Candidozyma auris is the source of this 663-nucleotide messenger RNA. RefSeq lists its product as uncharacterized. NCBI's taxonomy places the organism in Eukaryota, Fungi, Ascomycota, Pichiomycetes, Serinales, Metschnikowiaceae. The transcript has a single exon. The record is from RefSeq and is a predicted model, not a curated record. The coding region runs from base 1 to 663 and encodes 220 amino acids.